Dipodomys ordii (Ord's kangaroo rat) is the source of this 1389-nucleotide messenger RNA. RefSeq names its product lipopolysaccharide-binding protein-like. Gene Ontology annotation, molecular function: lipopolysaccharide binding. Bases 23 to 1216 code for a protein of 397 amino acids. The record is from RefSeq and is a predicted model, not a curated record. The transcript is spliced from 12 exons. NCBI's taxonomy places the organism in Eukaryota, Metazoa, Chordata, Mammalia, Rodentia, Heteromyidae. Gene Ontology annotation, biological process: defense response to Gram-negative bacterium; innate immune response; defense response to Gram-positive bacterium.
CCAGGGAACUUUUGAUCUCUCAAUGGAUGGCAUUUCCAUCUCCAUUUCUCUGAACUUGGGCAAGGACCAGUCUGGGCACCCUACUGUCUCUGUAACCCACUGCAGCAACUCCAUUGGCCAGGUCAGCAUUCACAUAUCUGGAUCCUUAAGCUGGAUCAUAAACCUCUUCCAUCAAAGAAUUGAAAAAAACAUCAAAAAAAUCUUGGAACAAAAGAUCUGCGAGAUGGUCAGGAAGUCAGCAGCCUCGAAUCUGACGCCCUAUCUCCAGAGUCUUCCAGUCACCACAACAAUUGACCAGAUUUCUGGUAUCGACUACAGAUUGGUAGAAAAUCCCCAAGUAUCCUCUGAAGACCUGAAUGUGUUCUUCAAGGGUGAAUUCUUCAGCCAAAGCCAGCGCUCCCCAGUCCCCUUUGAUGCCCCAGCCCUGAUGUUACCCCAACAGUAUGAUCACAUGGUUUACUUCGCAGUCUCUGAAUAUGUCUUUAACACAGCCAGCAGGGUGUACUACCAGGCUGGUCGCAUGAAUGUCACCAUCACAAAUGAGCACCUGAAGAGAUUGACAACACUGGCUGCCAAGGACUCGGCAAAAAAAUGGCGAAAGCAGAAUGGGAAGCCAAACUGUAUGAACUCAGGAUCCACCCCUCUGACGACAAUGCUGCUCUGCUAUUCCAGCAACUUCCUACUUCCCCUGCUUCAGGGACCCCUAAACCUUCCAAUGCAACUCAACACCAACAUGCUCCAGGCCCUGGUUCCUCAGCUGUCCAGGUUGCACCGUAAUAUGCAGGUCGAGCUUGAGGCAUCACCAGAAUCAGAACCACUCCUGAUGUUCACCCCUGGGAACGUGACCCUCACACCUGUCAUGAACAUUCAAGCUGUUGCCCUCCUGCCCAACUCCACUGAACGCAAGCCACUCUUCCAGUUCAGGGUGAAAACUAAUGUCUCCAUCAGCAUACGCAUGAACUCCAGUAGGAUCGUUGGUUCAGUGACUGAAGCAAGCAAACUGGAACUGGAACUGAACCACUCCAGUGUCAGUUACAUCAAUAUGCCGUUGAUGAAUGCAAUCUUGAAUUACUAUGUACUCAACACUAUAUAUCCCUCCCUCAAUGCAAAGCUUGAAGAGGGUUUGCCACUCCCUCUUCCAAGAGACACCUUCCUCAAGAACAUGGAUCUCCAGGUUCACAAGAAUUUCUUGCUUUUAGGGGCUGAUAUCAAUUAGGCUGAAGACAAGACUAUCUGUGACUGGAAGAGCAGACAAACAUUACAGCUGGACCUGCUCGUUUGACCCAGGCUUCAGCCAUUCUGCCUCCUCUUACAGGAAAGGUCCCCAGAAGGACAGAAGGACUUACAUCUAUCUGAAGACAACUUCCCAACCUUUCUCUUCCAUUAUUA